Molecule: messenger RNA, 2279 nt
Organism: Haliotis rubra (blacklip abalone)
Lineage: Eukaryota; Metazoa; Mollusca; Gastropoda; Lepetellida; Haliotidae
Product: probable GPI-anchored adhesin-like protein PGA55
Exons: 7
Coding region: 603-2111 (502 amino acids)
Source: RefSeq, a predicted model, not a curated record
UUAGGACAGAAUAUAUCUCAGAACUCAAUGUAACCUACAGUUGACUAUUUUCUCUUCUUCAUGUAUAUUACAUGUGCGUGUAAAUAUUGAUUUAUAAAUGUGUUGUACUACAGGCCCGUAGCCUUUCAGUACCAGAAAUAUAUGAUUAGAAUGUACGUGUGCAUAGGUCGCGAUAAGGGAUGUUGCAACCGUUUGUCUGCUUUUAUUACGUUCAAAAGGCAGGUACAGCAAACGUCAGACGUCAACUAGCCGACACAUCUUAUAUUUUAUUCAAGUAUGCCAACAUUAAAGGCGAUAACGAUCUUCUCCCUGGCAGCGUUCAUUGAUUUUGCAACAACGACACCAACACUGUCAAUAAAGUAUACGCUUUACGGCACAACGAAAACCUGGAACGAGGCCCGUGCAGUUUGUGUCGAAUGGUCAGCAGAUGCUGAAGUUGGAUACUGAGGCCCGGUUUGAUAACUUCAUGGCGUGGAAAAAACACCUGGGAGGCCAAUGGACAACUGACCGAAGAUAUAUGGACUGGAUUACACCAACAUGUCAUCACAGACCCUACUGUGUUCAACUUGGAGUGGCAUGACUGUGAGCCACUUGGAGCCUGGAUGUCUUGGUCUAGGACCGAACCAAACAAACCAGAAACAGAAAAGUGCAUACGACUUCAUUUUACUUCUAACAAGUUCCGCACAACUGAAUGCAGUACCAACCGUCAUGUGGUUUGUCAAGAGUCUACAGAUGAAUGUACCUUUGAAAGAUUUGAUGGUCAGGACGUUGUUAUUCUUACGUCUGCCUCCUCCAUUAAUGUGAGCAUUGAUGACUGCAAACGCGCAUGUCUCACACAUACCGGAAGUGCACAGUGUGUUUCUAUAGUCUACGACAGCGAAACCACAUCCGGCGACCCCUGCAGGAUCUACACCAGGCUAAAGGUGUACAUAAAGGACAAUCCGGAAAUGACGUCAUCGUCUGGAAGAACAGUUCUCGUGAAGCGGUGUGUUCAAGGUGAUUACAUGUCGACUGCCGUAUCGGUUCCAACAAACACAGACAACGACCCAAUAACAGCGUGUCUUGUGACCACGUCAUUGACAUCUAUUAAGAUCUCAUCAUCACCUACAUAUCCAGGCACAACUAUGGAUAUUCAACUGUCUGUUUUAACCGACACUCAAUCACAGAUGAUACAUUCUUCAUAUGUAAGUUUCAGUAACGGUGGUUCUGUGUACGAAAGUGCAUUUACAUCCGCAAAUAUCUUUCCUGAGACGAACUCAAUGACGUCCAGUUCAGUGAAUUCUCCUGAGACAUCCGUCAUAGAGACCGAACCUUCUUCCGAAUCACAUUCUACAUCCACAAGUCGCAUGUACUCAGUGGCUAUUUCAAUGAUUUCCAGUUCUGUGAAGGCAUCCGUCAUUGAGACCGAAUCUAUCGAAUCACAUCUGACAUCCACAAUGACAUCAAAUAAGCUUACUCCUAUCAGCCUGUAUUCAUCAACCUCGUCCGGUGGCUUCAGAGACAGUACAUCACACAAUUUGUAUUGGAGUAAUGCUUAUUUGACGUCCUUCUCCGACAGCACAACGAUCAAAACAGCUUCUGCGUCAAACGUUGCACCCUCGGAAACUUUAACGAUGACCAUGUCUGAAUCGUCACAAAUCACCACGUUGCCUGAUGUUAUUGACACGGCAUCAUCUGAGGACACAAGACCUACAUCAACUAUUGUCAGCGAUCCUCUGGAAACGGAGUCAAGCACACAGGUUUCCAACCUGGAUCUGGAUCCAUCAAGCGUAGUGUCAAGUACUGUUUCCCCAGGUUCACGCACGCCAAGCGAGCACCACUGUGUUUGCGGAUGCAUGCACCCUCUGAUGUCGAUGGUAUUCGACGUCAAUGGCUAUCUGUUGGACCGAAAAAAUCUCUCCUCCUACAGAAGGUCCAAGACAUCGGCCAAUGAUGAUCGUGUUUCGGCCAGAGCUAUCGGCGGUUCAGGACUUGCCAUCAUCCUACUCGUCACUGCGCUCAUCGUGUGUGUUGAUGUGGACAGGAUGAUACGAGCGACGGGACAUUGUAGAAAACGUCAAGCUCUUUCAAUGUUUAGUUCCAUAUGUUGUAAAAGAGGAGAUAAGCUAUAAUCGUAUUCCAUACUACUUAGAAUCCAGCCAACCACCGCUGUUUCGAAGUUAACGAGAAGUUCACGAGAGAUAAGCUUUGAGUGUAUUCCAUACUAUGUAUUGAACAGCAAAAUUAUGUCUAAUCAAUUAUUCUAUAGAAAAUACUAUCAAUUUAACAGCUGAAAGUUG